Molecule: messenger RNA, 997 nt
Organism: Salvelinus fontinalis (brook trout)
Lineage: Eukaryota; Metazoa; Chordata; Actinopteri; Salmoniformes; Salmonidae
Gene: clec19a
Product: C-type lectin domain containing 19A
Exons: 5
Coding region: 154-723 (189 amino acids)
Molecular function (GO): signaling receptor activity
Source: RefSeq, a predicted model, not a curated record
CACACACACACACACACUGCACUUCCCCCCUCUCAUCACACAGAAGAAAAGCCACACACACACAUCCACACUCAAACACACACACCCAUAUUCCGAGUCAGUGGAUCUAGAUUCUCUCUCUCUCUGCCUGUCUUUCUGUGUUUCUGUUGGAAGAUGCUCUGCUGGGAGUUGUGUCUGACCCUGCUCCUCUGGGCUCUUCCUGUGAGGACUAUCCCUUCCACCAACAUCAAGAUCACACACGCCUUCCCCCUCCAGUUGCCAGAACCAGGCCUUCCCGUCACCUGUCCGUUGUUCUGGACUGAGUUCGAAGGUCACUGCUACCGUUUCUUCCCCCUGAACCGGACCUGGGCCGAGGCUGACCUGUACUGCGCUGAAUUCUCCAAUGGUCUCAAGUCUGCCAAACUCACCUCCGUACACAGCUGGGAGGAGAAUGUGUUUGUCUACGAUCUCGUCAACAGCCGUAUCCCAGGGAUACCAACAGACAUAUGGAUUGGCCUUCACGACAGGAGACAGGAGGGCAGUCUGGAGUGGACCGACGGCAGUAACUAUGAAUACAGCUACUGGGAUGGCAACCAGCCUGACGACGGCAUACACCGCAUCCCUAAAGAGGAAGACUGUGUCGAGAUCUGGUACAGGCAGAACAGCGCGCUGAGGUCCUGGAAUGAUAACAGCUGUGACAAAGCCUUUCCCUUCGUAUGCAAGAUCCCCACAGUGGACAACUAGACCUCCAGGGUCCAGCACUAACACACACACACACACACACACACACACACACACACACACACACACAACUUUCUCGCUGCUGUUGUUGCCUUCUCCUUCCUCAAACCUCCCUCUCUACUUCUCCUCCCUCAACUCUCUCUGUCUUCAUCUUCUCCCUCAACCCUCCCUCUCUUCAUCUCCUCCCUCCCCAUCCCUCUUUUCUUUCCCCCCCUCAACUCACCUUCUCUUCUCCUCUCUUAACUCUCCUUCUCUCCUCCCUCCCCCUCCCUCUCAU